Drosophila virilis is the source of this 1300-nucleotide messenger RNA. The record is from RefSeq and is a predicted model, not a curated record. Lineage: Eukaryota; Metazoa; Arthropoda; Insecta; Diptera; Drosophilidae.
CACAAUUAGGUUAAUGGUUGCCGAGAAAUGACAUAAAUACACCUUGAAAUUAUAAAUUUUCAAUCAGUUUCUGUUGAGUGUUUGUUGAGCUUUAGCCAUGAUAAAGUAUGAGCAAAGCGAGCUAUAUCCGUACUACCGUAUUUGCCGAUAUAUAGGCAUCUUCUGCAUACAAUAUAUCAGCAGUAAGGAUCGCUUUCGGCUGCGUCGCAGUCUCAUCUGUUAUGUGGUGCACUUGGCCAUGCAAAUCUAUUUGGUCGGCUGUAUGGUAUUAUUGGUCACCUUUUGGACCUUUUGCUUCAAGAGCGAAAUGACCGCAACGGGCAAUCAUUACGAGCGUUUUGUGCUCUUCUCGGCCCUACUUAUACAGUUCCUGCAGAAUGCCUGGCUUAUAUGGCUGCAGGAUCUACAGAUGCGAAUUGUGCGACAACUUGAGUUUUAUAAGAGAAAAUAUUUGUUGACUGUGCAUCUGGUGCUGCCUAAACGGCUGCUAGUUUUUCUUGUGAUUUUCAAUGUCAUCUACUUUGGCAACUUUUUGAAAUUCUGUGUGACAGAUUGGUUUGUCAAUAUAUCGGGCUGGUUCACCUUUAGCACGCUGGGCUUCCCCUUGCGUGCCCUCAUCAGCAGCUUCAUACAGGGCAUCUAUGUGUGCCUCAUACAUGUCGUACGACAUUUGUUGCGCAGCAAUCAGGCCCAGCUGAAGGCUCUGGUCCAACAGUUGCAACGGUCCAAGCGAAACUGCAGCGAUAUCCUGCGCCUGCGCGCCUGCCUAGAUCUGCACGAUCGUCUGCUCUACUUGUGCACCGAUGAGAUCAGUCUGGUCUAUGGCUUCAGCAUUUGGCUCUGUCUGCUGUUUUCCUCACUGGACGCGACCAGUAUACUUUAUAUCAUGAUGGUUAGCAAGUCCGACAAAAAUGUGUUGAAGCGUAUUAUUUCGACCGCUAUAUGGCUCUCACCCACAUUUAUGAGCUCCGCGACGGCUUUGAUGAGCGACACAGUCCAUGUACAGGCCAACAAAACAGCCAAAAUACUUGCAAAAAUACCUAGGACUGGCUCUGGUCUGGACAGAAUGGUCGAAAAGUUUUUGCUUAAAAACCUGCGUCAACAGCCCAUACUGACAGCCUAUGGUUUUUUCGCACUAGAUAAGAGUACGCUAUUCAAGCUCUUUACAGCCAUAUUCACGUAUAUGGUGAUAUUGGUACAAUUUAAGGAAAUGGAGAACUCUACUAAAUCAUUGCAGAAAUCAUAAUUUAACUUUAGAGUCAGUUCACCUGUCUUAUGUCUAUAAUGGAGGAUGGGUUUU